Molecule: messenger RNA, 960 nt
Organism: Penicillium griseofulvum
Lineage: Eukaryota; Fungi; Ascomycota; Eurotiomycetes; Eurotiales; Aspergillaceae
Product: Dcp1 family protein
Exons: 1
Coding region: 1-960 (319 amino acids)
Biological process (GO): deadenylation-dependent decapping of nuclear-transcribed mRNA; positive regulation of catalytic activity; deadenylation-independent decapping of nuclear-transcribed mRNA
Cellular component (GO): P-body
Molecular function (GO): enzyme activator activity; mRNA binding
Source: RefSeq, a predicted model, not a curated record
AUGACUUCACGUAAACCUCGGAGACAGAACAAUCACAAUCCUGUCAACCUCACCGAUUAUGAAUCCGACGCCCCAUACUACUCCGACAUGCAACAACCUGCGCCCCCGCUCCGCUCGAACGAGGAGCUCAACCUCUCCGUUAUCCGCCGCCACAAGCCAUCAGUGACUUCCAUCCUAUCACUCGCCCCCUACGCAGUAGUCUACAUCUUCAGUCCCACCACAAAACAAUGGGAAAAGAACGGAGUUGAAGGAACACUAUUUGUGUGCCAGGAAACUCAAGGUGACCUAGGCGAAGAGCGCUACACUGCCUUCGUGCUAAACCGCCGUGGGUUGAACAACUUUGAUCUCCCCCUCACCGACGGCGAAAAUGUUGAAAUUACAGACGAUUAUGUGAUUCUUAAAGCCGAAGAAAGCGCUGAAGGCGAAGCCGGACAGAAUGGCAUCGCCGACCCUUUGCACCCGCAGAAUGUGCCCAACAACCAGAACGGCACGAACAACGUCCGCAUCUACGGUCUCUGGAUCUACUCAGAGCCGCCGCCAAACUCCACCGCAGAGAGUCGUACCAUAAAUGCCCAGAUGAUUCUUGACUGUGCCACCCACGCGGGUGAGAGCAUGAAGCUAGCUCGCGAGCGCCUCGAGGCAAUGCGUCAGAACAGCUUGCACCUCGCAGCAGCAGCGGCUUCAUCAAAGGCUCCCCCGAUAGAGGAAAUACAGGCUGGUGUGCCUAUGGGACGUCAGAUCUCCCUAAAGGAUCUAUUUGGCCAGCAGCGCGCCCAGGAUGACGGUUGGAGUGUGCGCGCACACCAUCUAGCACCGGAGCAGCAGCAGGCCAACUAUCAACAAAUGAUGCCUCACCAGAUGCCAUCUCCUACUCCCCCGCCACAGCCUCAAUCCGAUGUGCUAGGGGAUCUAUUCCGGAGGGCAGGACUAGCCCAACAGGGAAAUGGGCAAGGGCACUAG